AUCCCCUUCCUCUCUCUCUCGCCAAGGCAACUUCUUGGAGGUCGGAGAGGAGGAGAGGUCGAGGAGCGAGGCGAGGAUGGGGCGCAAGAGGAAGGAGCUGCUGUCGUCGGCGCCGUGGAGGACGGGGGAGGCGGCGGAGGACGAUGACGAGGCGGCGAGGCUGUCCCGCGAGGGCAAGGUGAGCGUCACCAGCAACCCCGGCGAGACGCCCACCAUGCACGUCCCGCGCAACAAGCGCCAGGACCUCGACCUCGCCGUCGACGACUUCGACGAGGACGAGAUCGACCCCGAGCUCCGCUACUCCUUCCAGCGCAACUCCAGGUUUCUGCGGAGAGUAUUUAGUGUGGAUACACUUGUCAAGCCUCUUCCUCCUGUGAUGGCAUACAGUGUUUCUCGCAAUGUGAACUUUUUCUUCAAGAUCUUCACACAGUUCUGGGAUGAAGAGGGAAUUGCCAAUGCACAGAAAUCCCUUGGACUGGGGAAUGAGGAUGGCUCCCGGCGGCGUUGAAUACCAUUUUGUAGCAAAACCAAGCUAUGCAUUGAGAGAUCUUACGCUAGAUUCUGGAGGCCUUUGUUGUAUGCCUCAAAUGACACUUGGUGUGGUCUGUCUAAGUUUGGUUCUAGUGUUCGCGUCUUGCAUUUUGUGCUAGUAAAGUUGGUUGCGUCAUAUAUUCAGAUGUUGUAAGCUUCGAGACUUGUACUCAGAAAUCUCGUUCUGGCUUCUGUUUAAAAAGUUGAAAAGGGGAAAUAAUGGCGUGUAGUUCAUUUCCUAUUAUGAUUUCUGAAUCAGUUUUUUUUUAUCAAUCUGAAUUUAGAUGUCA
Oryza sativa Japonica Group (Japanese rice) is the source of this 821-nucleotide messenger RNA. The record is from RefSeq and is a predicted model, not a curated record. NCBI's taxonomy places the organism in Eukaryota, Viridiplantae, Streptophyta, Magnoliopsida, Poales, Poaceae.